Fraxinus pennsylvanica is the source of this 1737-nucleotide messenger RNA. The record is from the annotation of a GenBank genome assembly. Lineage: Eukaryota; Viridiplantae; Streptophyta; Magnoliopsida; Lamiales; Oleaceae.
AUGGAUGGUAUAGGUGAGUUAGGCGUUUAUCAAAUAUGUGGGACGGGGAGCGAAACUUUAAAAGAGAAUUGGUUUGGUAAUAUAUGGAGAAGUUCUCGCAAGGGUAGAACAUUGGAUCCUCAGAAGCCUGUGAUUGGAAUUUUGGCAUUUGAAGUCUCGAGGUUGAUGUUGAAGGUGGUUAAUAUAUGGCAAUGUCUUGGUGAUCAGCAGAUUGUUAAAUUGAGAGAGGAGAUUGUAAACUCGAUUGGCAUUCAAAAACUAGUUUCCCGAGAUAAGGACUAUCUGAUGGAUCUUGUUCUUGCUGAGAUAUUUGAGAAUCUGGUGAGUGUGGCGAAGUCAGUGGAUAUUCUGGGGAAGAAGUGCGAAGACCCACUAUACAACAAUCUUGAACGAGUAUUUGAUGAUCCAGGCGAGAUAGAUCCCAAAUGGAUAUGGUGGCAAUACAGGCUCAAGAAGAUGGAGAGGAAGGUUAAGAAAAUGGAGAAGUUUAUUGCGAGCACGGAGCAGUUGUAUCAAGAGCUUGAAGAAUUGGCAAAGCUCGAACAGAGUCUGAGGCAAAUGAGGGCUGGUGUUGAUAUGGGCAGCCAAGAGAAUUUAUAUUGGGUUCAGCGGAAGGUAGUGUUGCAACGUCUGGAAGUGAAGAAUCUCCAGGAGACAUCUCCUUGGGUUAGAACACAUGACUAUAUUGUACGGCUGCUUUUGAGGUCUCUAUUUACGAUUCUUGAGAGGAUCAAGCAUCUACAUAGAACAAACCAGAUCGGAAAAAUUGAGGACCAUAGCAGUGAUUCCCUUAUACGUGGAAAUUCUGUCUCAGCUCGGAUGCAAUUGUCAGUUUAUACAUCUGAAAACAAGUUGCAUAGUUCAUUUUCUGAUCUGGCCCCGUCUGAUGACAAGAUUAGAUCAAGGAAUAAGCAGUUGCUUGUUCUUUCCCCAUCAUCCAUCCAUUCGGAGAAAAGUACUCAAAUUAAAGGUAGACAAUUAGCUCCCAAUGGCUUCAAAGGACUGGCGACUGGUGGAAAUAACUCGCCUGUUAAAGGGAGCUAUACACAUUCAAGCAGCGGCACUUUGGGGUCAAACGAUACUUCUAACAAAGACACUAAUGACAACAUUGCAGUUCCAACUCGAUACUGUGGCACAACUUCCACUAAACAAUCUUUCUUCAAUUCCAAGCGGAAGCUGUUAAAUGCCCCUCCAGCUACUCUCGGUAAUGCUGCUUUGGCUCUCCACUAUGCAAAUGUCAUCCUAAUAAUCAAGAAGCUAGCUUCAGCUCCUGAAUUGAUCAGUGAUGACUCGAGAGACGAUCUUUACAAUAUGUUACCAACAAGUAUCAGAAACCAUCUGAGUGCAAAGCUCAAGGUAUUUUCAAAAUCCUCAGGUUCAAUGACUUAUGAUGCCUCCUUUCGAGAGGAAUCGAAGUUAGCACUGGCAAGAACACUGGAAUGGUUGUCUCCACUUGCUCUUGACACAAUAAGAUGGCAUUCUGUUCAGAACUUUGAAAGGCAUAGAGUGAUUUUUGGGUCAAACGUGCUUCUUGUUCAGACCCUUCACUUUGCGAAGCAAGUAAAGACGGAAGCAGCAAUUUUCGAACUUCUCAUGGGAUUAAAUUACCUCUCAAGAUUUCGGAGAGAAAUUAAAGAAAAAACCUCCCUACAGUCUUCUUGCAAUCGAGCAUGUGAUGGUUAUAUUUUAUCCAAGAGUAACAUUUAUUACAGCAUGAUUGAUGAUACAUCGUUAUAG